GCUUCAUCUUCUUACAUUGCUGAAUGCUGAAUGCUGAGUGGUGAAUGGUGAGUUGAGUCAACUGAAGAAUCAGAGUGGUCUUUAAUCAAAAAUGCUGUCGCCGGAGCUCCAGCCCCGCUCAUUCCGCCCCCACAUAUCAUUGUCCUCCUCCACCAGUGCUCCUUCUUUCUCUCCCUCUUCCUCUUCCUCUCACUCUAGACCUAACCCUAACAACACUACCGAUUCCCAGUACCAUGGCAUCAGCAACAGCAACAGCAACACCAACGAGUUCCCCUCCUCCAGAUCCCUCAAAAACCCCUCCGCUUUCGCCUAUAAUUACCGGAUCGCCAUCGCCCUCAUCCCCUCCGCCGCCUUCCUCCUCGACCUCGGCGGUACCACCGUCGUCGCCACCCUCGUCGUCGGCCUCAUGAUCUCUUACAUCCUCGACUCCCUUAACUUGAAGCCAGCUGCGUUCUUCGGCGUCUGGUUCUCACUCAUCUUCGCUCAAUUGGCCUUCUUCUUCACCGCCUCCUCCUCCCUCUUCGCCGCCUUCAACUCCUCCGUCUCCCUCGCCGUCCUCGCCGCCUUCUUCUGCGCCCACACCAACUUCCUCGUCGGCGUAUGGUCCUCCCUCCAGUUCAAAUGGCUCCUCAUGGAGAACCCUUCCGUCGUCGUCGCCCUCGAGCGCCUCCUCUUCGCAUGCCUCCCGAUCACCGCCUCCUCACUCUUCGCCUGGGCUGCCAUCGCCGCCGUUGGAAUCAACAACGCCGCGUACUAUCUGAUGGCCUUCAAUUGCUUCUUCUAUUGGGUCUAUUCAAUCCCUCGUGUGUCCUCCUUCAAGGCCAAGCAAGAAGCUAGGUACCAUGGAGGAGAGGCUCCCCAAGAUAGCUUCAUCUUGGGUCCACUUGAGAGUUGUCUACACACACUUAAUUUGCUCUUCGUUCCUCUCUUGUUUCAUAUUGCGUCACAUUACUCGGUUGUUUUCUCUUCCGCUGCUUCCUUCUGUGACUUGCUUCUACUCUUCUUCAUCCCCUUCCUGUUUCAGCUUUACGCAUCCACGAGGGGCGCGCUCUGGUGGGUCACUAAAAACCCUAGCCAGCUUCACAGCAUUCGAGUCGUCAAUGGUGCGGUUGCCUUGGUUUUCGUGGUGAUUGCCUUGGAAAUCAGGGUUGUUUUUCAUUCCUUUGGGAGGUAUGUUCAGGUGCCGCCGCCGCUGAAUUAUGUUCUUGUUACUAUAACUAUGCUUGGAGGGGCUGCUGCUGCUGGUUCUUACGCCAUGGGUAUGGUUUCCGACGCCCUCAGCUCCGUCGCUUUCACUACUUCGGCUAUAGUAGUCAGUGCCGCCGGAGCAGUUGUCGUGGGGUUUCCCAUACUGUUCCUUCCUUUGCCUUCAGUUGCUGGCUUUUAUUUGGCUCGAUUUUUUGAAAAGAGGAGUAUAGCAUCAUACUUUGCCUUUGUUGUUCUUGGGAGCUUGAUGGUUACAUGGUUUGUGCUGCACAACUUCUGGGAUUUAAAUAUUUGGUUGGCAGGCAUGUCCCUUAAAUCUUUUUGUAAACUCAUAGUAGCAAAUGCUGUCCUGGCUAUGGCUAUUCCUGGUUUAGCUCUUCUACCUUCAAAGUUAAAUAUUUUAUCUGAGAUUGGUCUGAUAAGCCAUGCAUUGCUCUUAUGCUAUAUUGAGAACCGGUUUUUCAGUUACUCCAGCAUUUACUAUUAUGGAUUUGAGGAUGAAGUAAUGUAUCCUAGCUACAUGGUUGUGAUGACAACUUUAUUGGGUUUGGCUUUGGUGAGAAGGCUAUCUGUGGAUCAUCGGAUUGGAGGAAAAGCAGUUUGGAUUUUGACUUGCCUCUAUUCUUCGAAGCUUGCCAUGUUGUUUAUUGCAUCAAAGUCUGUUGUAUGGGUUUCAGCUGUUCUCUUAUUGGCUGUUUCUCCUCCAUUGCUUCUUUACAGAUUUUGUAGGGAUAGAUCGAAAACAUUGUCUAGGAUGAAACAAUGGCAAGGUUAUGCGCAUGCCUGUGUAGUUGCCUUAUCUGUAUGGUUUUGCCGUGAAACAAUUUUUGAAGCCCUCCAGUGGUGGAACGGAAGGUCUCCUUCAGAUGGUUUAAUUUUGGGCUUCUGUAUUCUGUUGACGGGAAUGGCUUGUAUUCCAAUUGUUGCUAUUCAUUUCUCUCAUGUUUUGUCUGCCAAAAGAUGUCUAGUGCUGGUAGUGGCAACUGGUCUACUUUUUAUUUUGAUGCAGCCACCUCUUCCCAUGUCGUUGACUUACCAGUCGGACCUAAUCAAGACGGCCCGUCACUCUGCUGAUGAUAUCUCAAUUUAUGGCUAUAUAGCUGGGAAGCCUACCUGGCCUUCUUGGCUGCUUAUUAUUGCAACUUUGCUGACUCUGGCGUCUAUCACAUCUAUCAUACCCAUUAAAUACAUUGUUGAAUUAAGGACAUUUUACUCCGUUGCUAUGGGGGUGGCCCUUGGUAUCUACAUUUCUGCUGAAUACUUUCUCUGGGCAGGCGUUCUGCAUGUUCUCAUUGUUGUCACCAUGGUUUGCGCCUCUGUUUUUGUUGUCUUCACUCAUCUGCCCUCUGCUUCAAGCACAAAGCUUUUACCCUGGGUAUUUGCUCUGCUCGUGGCUCUCUUUCCAGUUACUUAUCUUUUGGAGGGCCAACUUAGAAUUAAAAAUAUUCUUGAAGAUAGUGAGAUAGGAAAUUUGGGUGAGGAAGAGAAGAAGCUUACAACAUUGUUAGCUAUUGAGGGUGCCAGGACAUCUCUUCUUGGUUUGUAUGCGGCAAUCUUUAUGCUUAUAGCCUUGGAGAUAAAAUAUAAACUUGCUUCAAUUUUGCGGGAAAAGGUUAUUGAUUCGGGUGGAAUUAGACAUAAUCAUUCUGGUCAAACUGUAUCCGCUAGUUCCCUGCCAAGAGUGAGAUUCAUGCAGCGAAGUCGGGCUUCUACUGUUCCCUCCUUUACAAUAAAGAGGAUGGCUGCUGAUGGAGCCUGGAUGCCUGCGGUUGGCAACGUUGCUACAAUAAUGUGCUUUGCUAUAUGCUUAGUCCUGAAUAUUAACCUUACUGGUGGUUCAAACCGUGCUAUAUUUUUCCUGGCUCCUAUCCUGCUGCUGCUUAAUCAGGAUUCGGAUUUUGUUGCUGGUUUUGGGGACAAACACAGAUAUUUUCCUGUGACUGUUGUCAUCUCAGCCUACUUCGUUUUAACUGCCCUCUACAGCAUAUGGGAAGAUGUUUGGCAUGGUAAUACUGGAUGGGGUCUUCAAAUCGGUGGGCCAGACUGGAUUUUUGUUGUGAAGAAUUUGGCCCUUCUCAUUCUAACGUUUCCAAGUCAUAUACUUUUCAACAGGUAUGUAUGGGGCUAUACGAAGCAGAGUGACUCACCCCCAUGGAUAACCUUGCCUCUUAAUCUGCUUCCUAUUGCAUGUACAGAUGUUCUCAAGAUUAGGAUCUUGGGUAUAUUAGGAGUUAUAUAUUCCGUGGCCCAGUAUCUAAUUACUAGGCAACAAUAUAUAUCUGGUCUAAAGUACAUCUAAACCAGCACAUAAUCUGUACGAUAUGUUUUGUCAAUUUAGGUAUUCAUGUUUGUGCUUGUCUUGCCUAAAUUUGUAUGAGGAAAAUUGUGAAAUGCAUUUUUGUUAUUGCUAAUUGUCAUUUAACCCAU
Messenger RNA from Gastrolobium bilobum, 3633 nucleotides. RefSeq lists its product as uncharacterized. The record is from RefSeq and is a predicted model, not a curated record. Lineage: Eukaryota; Viridiplantae; Streptophyta; Magnoliopsida; Fabales; Fabaceae. The transcript has 4 exons. The coding region runs from base 92 to 3505 and encodes 1137 amino acids.